Solanum pennellii is the source of this 2426-nucleotide messenger RNA. RefSeq names its product crooked neck-like protein 1. Gene Ontology annotation, molecular function: protein binding. Gene Ontology annotation, cellular component: U2-type catalytic step 2 spliceosome; precatalytic spliceosome; post-mRNA release spliceosomal complex. The transcript has 7 exons. Gene Ontology annotation, biological process: spliceosomal complex assembly; mRNA splicing, via spliceosome. The record is from RefSeq and is a predicted model, not a curated record. The coding region runs from base 18 to 2099 and encodes 693 amino acids. NCBI's taxonomy places the organism in Eukaryota, Viridiplantae, Streptophyta, Magnoliopsida, Solanales, Solanaceae.
CACCGGUUUCUCUUCCAAUGGGUUCCAGAGAUGCAGACCCAAGUCUAGGUUAUCUCACUCGCAAGGAAACGGAGGUAAAGCUUCCUAGACCUACGCGGGUGAAGAACAAAACCCCAGCUCCAAUCCAAAUCACCGCUGAGCAAAUCCUCCGGGAAGCUAGGGAACGUCAAGAGGCUGAAAUCAGACCACCGAAGCAGAAAAUCACUGAUCCAACAGAGCUUGCUGAUUACCGUCUUCGUAAGCGAAAGGAAUUCGAGGCGUUAAUUAGCCGUGUACGGUGGAACAAGAGUGUGUGGGUGAAAUAUGCUAAGUGGGAAGAAUCACAAAAGGAUUUCAAGCGUGCUCGUUCUAUAUGGGAACGUGCACUGGAAGUGGAUUACCGUGACCAUACCAUGUGGUUGAAGUAUGCUGAUGUGGAGAUGAAGAAUAAGUUUGUUAAUCAUGCUCGUAAUGUAUGGGAUCGAGCUGUUACUCUUUUGCCUAGGGUUGAUCAGUUGUGGUACAAGUAUAUUCAUAUGGAGGAGAUGUUAGGCAAUGUGGCUGGUGCUAGACAGAUUUUUGAGAGGUGGAUGGGUUGGACGCCUGAUCAGCAAGGGUGGUUGUCUUAUAUUAAGUUUGAGUUAAGGUAUAAUGAAAUAGAGAGAGCAAGAGCGAUUUUCGAGAGAUUUGUGCAGUGUCAUCCGAAAGUUAGUGCUUGGAUUAGGUUUGCGAAAUUUGAGAUGAAGAAUGGGGAGAUAGGAAGGGCGAGGAAUUGUUAUGAGAGGGCUGUGGAUAAGUUGGCAGAUGAUGAGGAAGCUGAGCAGUUGUUUGUGGCAUUUGCUGAGUUUGAGGAGAAGUGUAAGGAAACGGAGAGGGCAAGGUGUAUAUAUAAGUUUGCACUUGAUCACAUACCGAAAGGGCGAGCUGAAGAUUUGUACAGGAAGUUUGUGGCAUUUGAAAAGCAGUAUGGUGAUAGAGAAGGUAUUGAGGACGCUAUAGUUGGAAAAAGGAGGUUUCAGUAUGAGGAUGAAGUGAGGAAGAAUCCACGUAACUAUGACACGUGGUUUGAUUAUAUUCGGCUGGAAGAGAGCGUUGGAAAUAAAGAGAGGAUUAGAGAGGUUUAUGAGAGAGCCAUUGCUAAUGUUCCUCCUGCUGAAGAGAAGCGAUAUUGGCAGCGAUACAUUUACUUAUGGAUUAAUUAUGCAUUAUAUGAAGAGCUUGAUGCAGAAGACAUGGAAAGAACCAGAGAUGUCUACAGGGAGUGUCUCAAGCUGAUUCCACAUCAGAAGUUUUCAUUUGCAAAGAUUUGGUUGUUGGCUGCCCAGUUUGAGAUUCGGCAGUUAAGACUCAAGGAGGCGCGACUUUUACUUGGAGAAGCAAUUGGAAGGGCUCCUAAAGACAAGAUAUUUAAGAAGUACAUAGAGAUAGAGCUGCAUUUUGGAAACAUAGAUCGUUGCAGAAAGCUUUAUGAGAAGUACUUGGAAUGGUCUCCAGAAAAUUGCUAUGCUUGGAGCAAAUUCGCCGAGUUGGAGAGGUCCUUGUAUGAAACGGAUAGAGCCAGGGCUAUUUUUGAGCUUGCUAUUGACCAACCUGCUCUGGAUAUGCCGGAGCUAUUAUGGAAGGCUUACAUCGACUUUGAAAUCUCUGAGGGUGAAUUUGGAAGAACUAGAGCACUAUAUGAAAGACUUCUUAACCGCACAAAACACUUGAAGGUGUGGAUAAGUUAUGCGAAGUUUGAGGCUUCGGCUAUGGAUCCAGAGGCUGAGGAAGAUAUUGAACUGAAAAAGAACUGCCUACAACGCGCCAGAGAUGUUUUUGAGAGGGCAGUUUCUUACUUCAGAAAUUCGGCACCCGAACUAAAGGAAGAAAGAGCAAUGCUUCUCGAAGAGUGGCUAAAUAUGGAAAGUGGUUUUGCCGAGCUUGGGGAUGUCAGUUUAGUCCGUGCUAAACUACCAAAGAAACUCAAGAAGAGAAGGCAAAUAGACAUGGAGGAUGGUCCAGCAGCUUAUGAGGAGUACAUAGACUAUCUUUUCCCAGAGGAAACACAGACCACAAAUCUCAAAAUAUUGGAAGCUGCUUACAAAUGGAAGAAGCAGCGAGUUGCAUCUGAGGAGGAUUAGCCAAGCUUUGUUAGCUUCCAUUUGAUUUUGGUAUUCUUGUUUUCCCCUUUCUGCCUUGGUAUUAAAUGUUGAAAGAAUGCUUGUAAUUGACAUUAUAUCUCUUAUCUCAACAAGUCUUAAUCUGGCAUUGUUGUGCACUCAAAAAGGGGCCUAGUAGAAUGUUGUGUAGUGACACGGAAUAAUCCAAUUUUCUUUUUUUUGAUGUUACGCUCUCAUGGCAACGAUAGAUUGUAAAUCAUGUUAGUGUACUUCAACCAGUUUGAACAUAGUUCAUCUCCCUUAUCACCUUUUCAAUAGAAGAAGGAAGUGAUUCAUUUGCUUGAGUUU